AUGGCGGCGCCACCCGGUCAUCACCCAGGUCAGGGGGUCGGCCUGUUGGCCGGCCUCACCACCGUCUUGCUCGGCGUCAGCGCCUUCUGGUUCGGCAAGACCACGCCCUCGAGGGCGCAGGAGGCCGCCAACCUCUCUGCGCCGCUCGCACCAAGCCCUGCCGCGCCCUCCUCGUCCUCCCUGCCCACCGACAGGUGUGGCAUCUUCCCGCCGCUCACUCCGGCCGAGUGUCCGGCACCAUCACCACCAAGCGAGACGCCCUUCUCCCCGGCUCUCGACCACACCACCACGUCGACCACGGCCGUGCCGGCCUGGUCAGACCUCAAGCUGCUGGGAUACCAGCUCGUCUUCGCCCUCUGGGAUGCUCUCUUGGCGCAGUUGGAGGCGCUGUUUUGCUCUGCCCCGUUCCGUCGCAGCUUGGGCUUGACUCGAGGCAGCACCGCCUUCAAGGUGGCCACUGUUUUCUCUCGCUCCCUCGUCUACAUCAUCGGCAAUCAGCACGGCUCCCAGGGCGGCUACCUCUUGGCCUACUAUCUUCUCGAGCUCGUCUUGACGUAUCUGUACACUUCGGCCUUUGGGAAAGAUGAAGACGAGACGGACCGUGACAAGCUACGUCGCACUGCACAUCUCCUCGGCUGUCGCGAACAGGACUUUCAAGAUACCAUGGCAGCGAAAGACGACCAACUUGCAUCCCGAGACUGGCAAAUUGCACUCGACAACUUCGAGAUCGCUCAACUGAAAGCCCAGCUGAAGCAGACUCGUCAUGAGUUGAAACUCGAGCGAUCUGGUGUCAAUAUCUCCGAGAAAGUGCAAGCGAAGAAAGAGGAGCUCAAGGUAUUGGAGGCAAAGGCUCAUUUCGCCGAUCAAAGUCGACAGAAGGCGCUCGAUGAGCGUCGUACCACGGAAGCAUCUCGCAGACAAAUCCACCAGCAACUGGCUCAAAGCAAGGAUGAAGACAAGAAGAUUCGCCAAGGCUUGAGCAUGGUCAAAUUCCAUGUCCGCACCGCCAAAGAUGAGAUCCAGCGAAGCAAUAACAAGCUCCGUGAGCUCCGAGAGGAGGAACUGUCCUUUGAAGAAUCGAAGAAGAAGAUUGCUGGCUUGGAAGAGAGCAUCGCAGGUGUGCAGGCUGAGAAGGAUGCCCGUGAGAACCAGCUGCAGACUACGCAACACGAACUUGAGCAGGCACGCACCGAGGCUCAACAGUGCAGCGAAUUGAAGUUACAGGUUUCCACCAUGAAGCUUCAGGUGCAAGAGCUCGAAGCUACGAAGGAUCGCCAGGCCACCAUCAAGAUUGAAAAGGCAGCUUCGACAAGCAAAGAAUGGACGAGAUCGCCAGAUGAUAUCAAGGAUCUGAAUAUUUCUUUCACCAAGUGGCAGACCGAGAAAGUCAUGAGUGAAGACGACCUGUCCACUCUCUACAAGGCAAUGGACUCCACGCUUACAUGGGUCCAGUACUGGUGCGGCACUGCUGGGUCAAUGAACCAGCAUAUUAAGGGACUCAACGAGACCAUCGAGGCCAAGGACAAUGAUCUCAAGGCCAAGGAUGCCGCCAUCCAGGCCAGGAACGCCGCCAUCCAGGCCAAGAACGAAGAUAUCAAGGCCCACGAAAAGAAGCACAAGGAUGAUGCGGAGUUGCAGAACGAGACCGACGCGGCGCUUGAUGAGGCUUUCCGAGAAGAGCGGCAACAAUGGCUGAUCGAUAUCAGUGGGACAUAUGUCCUUCCUGAAGCUGACCAUAAGCGUUUCGUCACUCACGGUCUACUGUUCCCAGGCAAGAACUUCGCGCACUUUGUCAGAGACGAGCAUGUGGACGCCUGGCAGACAGAGAUCGAGCGACUGGCCAUUGUGCGACAGGAGGCUCAGACAGUUGCGGGCCUGCAGACUCAAGCGGAUGAGCAUCAACUAGCUCAACGCAUGGCAGAUGAAGCAACAUCGCAAGCAUACGUGGACGUAUGUGCAGCAGUGUUCGAGCAAUUCAUGACUGCACCAGCAAGAGCCAAGGUUGAGACUGAGACGUUCAACUUCCCUCAUGUCUCACCAGCAGUCACACGAGAACCCUCUCAGGCUGGACCUGUUGGAAACGAUGCUACGAAAUAUCCCGAGACGUUCAACUUCCCACAUGUCUCACCCGCAACCGCCGACAACACCUCGACAUUUCCGCAGAUGUUUUCAUCGCGACAUGCACCAGAUCCAAAUGCUCCAGAGGCGGAAAACAGCAAUCCGUUCUCGUUCAUCCCUGAGUCAAACGGUGCAUCUUUGAGGAGAUCUACCAACAACCGCAAGAAGCCCGCUCACAGGACUCGCGGUCAUCGUGCGCGAUAG
This is a messenger RNA of Zasmidium cellare ATCC 36951, 2322 nucleotides long. RefSeq lists its product as uncharacterized. NCBI's taxonomy places the organism in Eukaryota, Fungi, Ascomycota, Dothideomycetes, Mycosphaerellales, Mycosphaerellaceae. The coding region runs from base 1 to 2322 and encodes 773 amino acids. The transcript has a single exon. The record is from RefSeq and is a predicted model, not a curated record.